GGCCACGCGGUGGCGCUGUGGGGCAGUAGGGAAACCCAGCUGUGUUGCUGCUGGACUCGGGGUCUGAUUGGUCCAUGUGCGUAAAACUCUCCUCAUCCCUCCUCAGAUUUUGGUGAGGUUUGGCACAGCAGGGCAGUCUCGUCCAGCCGUCGGUUUCUUGGCAGUGAGGCGUCUGAGAAUUACUCCUCCAAACUGGAUUUAAUGGGAAACGUUUGCUCUGUUCUGCACUGCGCUUAAAGUGACUAGAGUGUAAAAAAAAAAAAAAAUCUAAAACCCGACUCUACCAUGUCCAGCACUCUGUUGGUGAAAGCCCUGGAGGACCUGAGCCUGGAUCCAGGCUAUGUGGCCGGGGACCCCUGCACGUCCCUCAGCAUGUCCUCCUCCGGCAGGUCUAGGCAGUCUCAGCCACACACGAGCACCCCUCACCGGUGUGCCUGGUGGCAGCACGGCGGCUCCAUGUGCAGCAGGAACGGCAGCUGGGACACGGUGAGCACGUUGCCGGAGGACGCGGCGGACAUCCUGGCCAAGUGUCCCUGUCUGCCGGAGCUGGAGGAGUAUCCCUGGACCGAGCGGGAGCUGCGGGAAGUCGUGCGUAAAGUUUGCGGGCCGGAAUCGUCGUUCACCGGGGAGGCUGUUCGCCGCCUGUGCCUUCUGCUCCGGAGGGCUUUGGUGCGGGUCUCCAGGGAAGCGCAGCGGCUGAGUGAGCUCCACAGACGGUGCACACGCCUGGAGGUCCAGAGCGCGGUGCGCCUGGUGCUGAGCUGGGGUCUGGCCGAGCAGUGCAUCUCCUCCGCGCUCAAGGCCGUGUCCCUGCACUGCAUGAGCUCCGGGGAUACCGCGCGUCAGCGGGGCAAGUCCGCACGCUGCGGGCUGACGCUCUCCGUGGGCCGCUUCUUCAGGUGGAUGGUGGAGGCACGUGUGUCGGUGCGCGUGCACGAGUACGCAGCCGUCUGCCUGACAGCCUGCCUGGAGAGUCUGGCGGAGGAGGUGGCCGGGAGAGCGCUGGAGGCGGCGAGGCUGGCCGCGGACGACGCGAAGGAGCGGGGCGGCAGGGUCACCUGCGGCCUGGUGACCGCAGAGGUGCUGGAGGGAGCAGUCAACAGCGACACGGAGCUGUGGGGACUGCUGCAGGUCUACGAGCAUCUGAUGUGUGGCAAAAACGCCCACGGUGAGCUGUCGCUGCCGGCCCAUGUAAGCCCGUACACAGAGGUUCCAGAGGAUUCGGUGGAGAGCAGGGAGGACGCUUACAUCCAGCUGGAGCUGCGAACACUGGAACAGGCAUUGCUGGCCACCUGUGUGGGCAGCAUCGCAGAGCUCAGUGAUCUGGUGUCUCGAGCGAUGCACCACAUGCAGCGUCUGCGCAGCUCCAGCCCGUCCGUCAGCACUGCUCGUUUAGCCAAUCAGCCGCCAGUAGCCUGGGCCCCGGACGCACUCCGAUCACUCUACUACUUCCUGUCCAGCCCACAGAUGGAAUCACUGGAGAAUCCCAACCUGGAGCCUCCGACCGUGACACUGACCAGAGAGAGGCCGUUCCUGCUCCUCCCUCCUCUCCUUGAGUGGAUCAGAGUGGCUGUGGUGCACGCUGAACAUCGCCGCAGCCUAUUGGUGGACAGUGAUGAUGUCAGACAGGCAGCCAGGCAGCUGCUUCCGGGACUGGACUGUGAGCCCAGGCAGUUGAAGUCAGAGUGCUGCUUCCAGUCGUUCAAAUGUCUGGAUGCGGAAGCUGCCUCAGCCAAGUUCCAGCUGGGUUUGGGCUUCAGGAUGCUCUCGUGCGGCCGAGCGGACUUGGUCCAUCAGGCCACGCGGCUUCUGGGAGCUGAGAGGGUCAACACCAUGGACGACCAGGGAAUGACUCCUCUGAUGUACGCCUCUGCCGCGGGAGAUGAAGCGCUGGUGCAGAUGCUCGUAGAGGCCGGAGCUGAUCCGGACCUGCAGGUCCCGGGCUGCUCUGUCAGACACCCAUCGGUUCAUCCCGGCAGUCGGCGCUGGGUGGCCCUCACGUUCGCUGUGCUGCACAGUCACCUGUCUGUGGCUCAGGUAAGGGCUGAAUGCAUAACGGCAGUAGAAGACAUUUCACUGGGUCGGUCCUUUACAGAAAGUCAGGGCGUGGUUGAGCUGAGGCUUUGGUGGAAGAAAACUGUGUUUCGGGCCGACGAUAAACAGCUGCUGCUGGAGGCCGGCGCGGACGUGGAGGGUGGAGCCCUGCUGGACGCUCAGGAGAGCUCGGCUGAGACGCCGCUGCAGUUAGCUGCUGCUGCAGGUUACUAUGAGAUGGUGAGCCUGCUGCUCACCCACGGAGCAGACCCUCUGCUCAGAGUGCAUCAUGGGAAUUCACUGACAUCCCCGCUGUAUGAGGAUAUGAACUGCCUCAGCUAUGCUGCGGCGCACGGACACAGGAACGUUCUCAGGAGGCUGCUGCUGCAGCCUCAGCACAGGAAGGAGGAUAUCCUCUCUCUGGAGGAGAUCCUGGCUGAAGGGGUGGAAGAGGAAAAGGAGAAGGAGGCGAAAACUCCAGCACACCCUCCGGCUCCCGACUCCCCGAGCCCCGUUCCCAGGCUGUGUAAGGCCAGGAUGAAAGCUCUGCAGCAGGCGGCAUACUACAGCGCCGAGCACGGCUACCUGGAUGUGACCAUGGAGCUCAGAGAGAUGGGUGUUCCCUGGAGGCUCCACAUCUGGCUGGAGUCUCUCCAAGGAGCCCAGCGGCUGUGCAGGGACGAAGUCACCGUCUCCCUCCUCACAGAGUUUCCCUCCAUCAGGACGGAGGACUACAGCCCUGAGCUGCUGUCCACGGGCGUACCGCUCAUGUUCGGCAUGUUAGAAACCAGCAAGGACUACGUGAUAACCAAGCGGUUGGCGUCUGUGUUUUCUCACUGCUACGGCUGCUCUCCUGUCCCUCCCAUCCCGCCCAUGGACGUCACUCUGUCUACACAGCUGGAUAUCCAUUUCCUCAACAAUCAGGAGAUGUCCGAUGUGACAUUCAUGGUGGACGGACGUCCGUUCUUCGCUCAUCGGGUGCUGCUGAUGUCAGCUUCUGAACGGUUUCGACGGCUACUCGGUGAUUCUCCCGACAACAUCAUCCACAUCAGUCACAUGACCUUCGGCACAUUCCAGAUGAUGAUGAAGUCUCUGUACUGCGGAGGAACAGAGGGACUGACUGUCUCACAUUCUGAGGCCAUGAGGCUGCUGCCAGUGGCCGCUUUCUUCCAGCUCAGAGGUCUGCUGAGGUGCUGUGAAAUGAAACUGUCCCAAGGUCUGACUAUGGACAACGCUGUCAACAUCUACCAGACUGCCACGCACCACGGAGCAGCUGAACUCUGCAGGUUCUGUGAAGGAUUCUUCCUGCAGAACAUGGAUCGGCUCCUGGACAGGGAGGACUUCCACCGCCUGCUGCUGGGCGGGGUCGGCCAGGAGCUGCUCUGCCCAGGGACAGGCACCCAGGACCAGGAUCUGCCGGUCCUUCUGAGCGAUCUGGAAGCCGCGCUGGUGCGCAGACUUUACACCCUUCACUCUGCGUGUCGAGAGUAGAAACACCGCAGCGGCCUCCACUACCCUGGACUGUGUUCAGCCACAUUGGUAUGUGUGUUUGGGAAUAGUAGCCAUAUACUGUGUUCCUACCGUAGUCUCCUUGGGGAGAAAAUGUUAGGGGAGAUGAAUAAUAGACUGCAAACAUUCUGUUUCAACAAGUGAUUUAAUAAUAUUUAUUAAUCUUGACACAAGUGAACAUUAACAUGAACAACGGGAGGCUGUGAUCCAGAUCCAUAAUGUAGAAAACGAAUCACAGAGCGUUUCGAUAACUGAUCAAGUUAUUUUUUCCGGUUGCAGUUUUUCCUGCCACUGUUUUUCAAAAUCUUUGACUGUCAGAUGGACUUGAAGAUGUCACCUUCGGCUCUCUUGACCUGUGACGGGCAUAAAGGACAAAAUGAUUGAUUUAAAAACUGGUAGAAUAAUUGCCUCAUUACUGCAAUAGAUUAUUCAAGUUUUUGAGGUUUCACUUGUGUCAGGACCAAAUGAGAUAAAAGUAAACUGUUAAAAUGUUACCUCAGGCCACUUGUUUAAAAAAUGUAUUUAAACAUGAACUUUACCAAAGCUCUUGUUAGACAGAUGUAUAAUGUAGUGUGUAUAACCCUUGAAGACCAGCGUCAGAGUCCUGUUAACUUGGUAUCUGGGAGACGGCGCACCCUGAUGAUCAUCACAACCGAGCAAAAACUGGCACAUCAGUACUCACCAAAAGUUCACGAAACAGAUAUUGUCUUGUUCCACUCGCUGUCAGAUUCACCAAACAAUUUAAACUCGUAUUUUUAACUCUGAAAUGAAAUGGAAUCCGAUUUCAUUGGGCUGUAGCUAGUCAGCUAGUUAGCUAGUCAGCUAGUUAGCUAGUCAGCUAGUUAGCGUCAACUCUGAGUAAGCUGAAGACUGUGCUUCGAGCUGACUCGUUUUUAAAACGGUAAUCCUGUAAACUGGGCCAACACACAAGACCUCAUGCUAAAAGACUGAGACUACAGCUAACGGGCGCUCGUUGAUGAGCCAUGCAGAAGAGCAGUAUUGUUGUUGUACUGCAGGGUAGAGCUAGUUAUCCCUAGUAUUAUUAUUACUAGGUAUUUGUUGUGACAGCCUUGUUCAGGGGCUUGCUAAGACAGAACAAUAUACUUACAAGAGAAAAGGUUUGGUGAUGAAGACUAGAUUAGUUUAGCCAAUUUAACGCAGGCAUGGGACUAGUCUGAUCCGUAAAUAAAAAAAAUAAGACCACAGGUAGUCGGCCUCAUAAUGAAAACACCGUAUAUUGUGCUAAGCCUGUAAGUUACUGUAGAUACUGUAGUUGCCUCAGGGAAAAGAUAUGUUUCCCAUGGACAGGGAAACAUAUCUCUGUGUUUCAUGAACCAUAAAUUCAAUGCAAAGAGAAAAGAGAAAAUUGUUACUCUGAACAAUCCUCAUCCACAGGACGCACUGUUUUCUACUGAAGAAAUAGUCCCUAUGAAAACCACCCCACCCAUACCCAACCCCCCAGUCUAGUUAGACGUGCCCCCCCUCCCAAAUCCCAAUUUAACCCCUGCCCAAAUCUGAUAAAGAGCGGGACUGAGCUGCAUCCAGUCCAGUCCUGAAUGAGGCGUUUUUUUGUUUUGUUUUUUAACCUAACGCCCGCAAAAUAAUGUGAUACUAGUUAGUUCGCUAAUGAUAUGCUAACUCUUGGCCUUGGAAGUAAAGCUAGGUUAGUGAGCUAAGGUAGUGAGCUAGUUAGCUAGGCAUGCUAGGCGUGCUAAUGGUUGUGGCUUACGUUAAACCCACAGACACAGACCGUUUAAUCUGUUCCUCAUUCUUUUGCUCCACAAUUCUAGGUCUACAACAUAGUUCUCUUACCAGAGCUCCACACACACAGCCUCAGCAUGCGAUGAGACCGGCCGUGUCUAGUGACGAAUGCUAAGCUAUGGUUUGACAGUCGCUGUACGCGGGAGUGUUUUAUAAAGUGUCAAUCUGGAUACUUCAGAGUGUGAGCUAAAAAUGGUUUGUUGAAUCUGACACAUCUGACCGAAUUUAAGGAGAGUCACCAUCCCAAAACGUUUUCAUGCACUUUAUAUGACUACUGAUGUGUCUUUGUUUUUGUUUUUGUAAAGCAAGUCAGUGGCUCAGGACAUAUGCUGCUGCAGGUAGAGCUACCUGCAGCAGUCUAAUGGGAUUUAUACAAUAAACUUACAAGGUAAAUGUAAAUCCUCUCCAGCUGAAUGUAGAUAAUCAAGUCGGAAUAUGUAAAAUAUGUACAUAUUUUUGUGAAUAAACACCUUAA
Messenger RNA from Xiphias gladius (swordfish), 5779 nucleotides. Its product is annotated as ankyrin repeat and BTB/POZ domain-containing protein 2-like. Gene Ontology annotation, cellular component: nucleosome. The transcript has 17 exons. Bases 286 to 3525 code for a protein of 1079 amino acids. The record is from RefSeq and is a predicted model, not a curated record. Gene Ontology annotation, molecular function: structural constituent of chromatin; protein heterodimerization activity; DNA binding. Lineage: Eukaryota; Metazoa; Chordata; Actinopteri; Istiophoriformes; Xiphiidae.